GAGCGGGCUCCCCCGGGACUGCGGUGUCUGACCCGCACCGAGGGGCCGCGUCCGCCUGUGCCGGGCACGGCUCCGGCUGUCCGGGGUGUGUGAGCUCUGCGGUCGGGGGAGGGCACUGCCAAGGGCGGGAGGGAGUCUCUCGGAGCCGGCCCUUUGCUUUAGCAGUGUGAGCAGAGCUAAAACCACCUGGGUGGGCAGAUUCCUUGAGGAAAAAAUUGCUGUGAAGUGCUCAGGGUUGGAUGACAUCAUCGGGGACCCCAGGGUGGGGAACACAGGCGGCACUGUCUUGGCUACACAGAACCCAGCUGCCAAGGCUGUCGUGUUAUGACGACCCCCAACAAAGGAAACAAGGCCUUGAAGGUGAAAAGGGAGCCAGGCGAGAAUGGGACCAGCUUGACAGACGAGGAGCUGGUGACCAUGUCUGUGCGAGAGCUGAACCAGCACCUGCGGGGCCUGUCCAAGGAGGAGAUCAUCCAGCUGAAGCAGCGCCGGCGCACGCUGAAGAACCGGGGCUACGCGGCCAGCUGCAGGGUGAAGCGCGUCACCCAGAAGGAGGAACUGGAGAAGCAGAAGGCAGAGCUGCAGCAAGAAGUGGAGAAGCUGGCCUCAGAGAACGCCAGCAUGAAAAUGGAACUUGAUGCUCUCCGCUCCAAAUACGAGGCCCUCCAGAACUUCGCCAGAACCGUGGCCCGGAGCCCCGUGACCCCUGCACGGGGGCCUCUCGCCUCCAGUAUGGGGCCCCUCGUCCCUGGCAAGGUGGCUACCACCAGUGUCAUCACAAUAGUGAAAUCCAAAACGGACGCCCGGUCUUAGUGAAGCGAGCGUUGCCUGAGCUUGUCUGUGCAGGGCAGUUAGGCACAAAACCAGCCUGGAAUCCCCAAAGCACAAGCCCUCGCCACAUGGGUCCGGGUUCCUUUGACUUGGCCCAGGACUGGCCUGCUGAUCGCUCCAGUUUAUUUUGUUGUGUCCAGAUUGGUAUGAGCAGUGGUGAUGCAUCCCUUGUCCUGUGCAGACAGAGCUUCCCACCCAGCAGUCUGUAGCCCUCGGGUGCCCUGGGGACAGGCUGUGAGAUUUUGGUUUUCUACCCAAAGAAAAUCUGUGCAGCGUGGCUGAGAGAAGGGUGGAGGAGUGGCCCGAGGAAAGCUUUCUUCCUGGGGGCUGGGAACCCUAAUUUUCGGUCACUUCCAAAGGCUUUAUUUCAUGACUCUUCCAGGUGGUGCAUCUCAGCGCCUGAACCUGCUGCUUUUGUCUCCUUUGGUACCUGUAGUUACAGUUGGGGUGUUCUGUGUCCUAGGUUUUAUUCCUUUCUAGGUGUGCCUCUGUGCCCUAGCCGUGGGUGUCCCUCAGGCCGUGCCGUUGGCUGUGUGAGCUGGCAGUGCUGGGGGACGGCGCUGCCGUGUCCUGAGCCCCCGCAGGGAAGGAAGGAGGGAAGGAAGGAAGGAGGCAGCAGCGGGACUGUGUGGACUGCAGGCCGGUUUUGUGCCUAAUGUGUUGCACUGAACAAGACCAAAAUCACUAGUUGUUCCCGUGUUUCGAGGGUAUCAAGUGUCUCUAGUGUGAUGGUUUACACAACCAGUUUAUGUGGUUAAAUAGCCCUUUAUUUAAAGAGAGAAACAUCGUUUUAAGAAUUAUUAAAUUAUCUAAGUUUAAAAUUGGACAGAAGAGAGAGCGUAUUUAUAGUCAGCUUUUUUACCUGAGAAGGCGAGAAUAUUUGACCAUAUGAGUGGGAAAUAUUCUCAGAGACUUUGCUAGUUAAAAGUUAAUAAAUAAAUAAUUUUAAAGUUU
Molecule: messenger RNA, 1785 nt
Organism: Agelaius phoeniceus (red-winged blackbird)
Lineage: Eukaryota; Metazoa; Chordata; Aves; Passeriformes; Icteridae
Gene: MAFG
Product: MAF bZIP transcription factor G
Biological process (GO): regulation of epidermal cell differentiation; regulation of transcription by RNA polymerase II
Cellular component (GO): nucleus
Molecular function (GO): DNA-binding transcription factor activity, RNA polymerase II-specific; RNA polymerase II cis-regulatory region sequence-specific DNA binding
Source: RefSeq, a predicted model, not a curated record